This is a messenger RNA of Nicrophorus vespilloides, 301 nucleotides long. RefSeq names its product chymotrypsin inhibitor-like. The coding region runs from base 59 to 301 and encodes 80 amino acids. Lineage: Eukaryota; Metazoa; Arthropoda; Insecta; Coleoptera; Silphidae. The transcript is spliced from 2 exons. The record is from RefSeq and is a predicted model, not a curated record.
UGCGCACGUAUAAAAAGACUGAGCAACAAUAAAUGUUAUUUAACCAAGAACUGGAGUGAUGAAAUCUUCAAUCGUCUUCUGUUUGCUUUUAGUGGCUCUGUGCUGCGUCGCCAAAGAGUGCGAUAAAAAUGAAGUUUUCAAUCCUUGCGGAUCUGCGUGCUUUCCUAAUGAGCCCAGUUGCAAACCAGCAAAGCCCAUCGAAGAUUUAGAAUGUGCUGCUGUUUGCGUUCCAAUGUGUGUCUGUGCCGAUGGGUUUCUUAGGAAUUCAUCAAAUAAAUGUGUGACGAAAGAAAACUGUUGA